UUACUGGCUGUCAUAAUCAUUUUCCAUAUGCAGAUGCUGCAUCAGUUGCUUUGAAUGAUGUACGAAGUAGUUGAAUUGUUAUUGAUUUUACUACUAGUGUUGCAAUAUUCUCCACUUUCAUCAUCUUCCUUUUCAUGUUUUUGAUUCUCAAUUCACGAAUUUGAAAUGUACCCUUUGCUCCAAUGCUUCAAAAUUUUAUGUGAAAAAUUAACAAUUUCCAUAUUCAAUGGGUUUUCUUUUUGUAAUAACUCAAUCAGUGGUGGAAAAACGACUUUAUUUCUGGUUUCUAGCCGAGGUUGACAUUGAAUUGGGGCCUGUGGCAUGAAUUUGGCUCAAUCAUUUUGGUGAUAUUAUUUCUGUUUAAUGGAUUGUAUUUCCGUGAUUAGUUUUCCUUUAAAUAUCCACUGAAAUGGAAGCAAUCAAAUGCAUGCAGUGAUCUCUCCACCUCCCACUGAGCUUCAGAUGCAGAGUUCGUCAUCUUCAUCAAAUUCUUCAGCUUUAUUCUUUUUCCUUGGAGGAAUAGUCUUUCUUACUAUAUUGCUGAUUCUCAUCGUAGUGUUCUGGAAAUUUGUCAAACCUUCAGAUAUAGUGAAGUUUUUACUAAGAAGAACUAAAAGACAGAAAGCUUCUGCAGAUUUCUGGAGUGGGAGCCUUCGAACCAUAAGCUAUUUUGAUUUCCAUACUUUGAAGAAGGCAACUAAAAAUUUUCAUCCUGGUAAUCUUCUUGGAAUAGGUGGAUUUGGACCUGUCUAUCGGGGAAAGUUAGCUGAUGGAAGAAUGGUGGCCGUUAAAAAGUUGUCUCUUGAGAAAUCUCAGCAAGGGGAAUCGGAAUUUCUUUCAGAGGUCAGGAUGAUCACAAGCAUCCAACACAAGAACUUGGUUCGACUUCUUGGCUGUUGCUCGGAUGGCCCCCAAAGGCUACUUGUAUAUGAGUACAUGAAGAAUAGGAGUUUAGAUCUCAUACUAUAUGGAAAAACCGAUCAGUUCCUGGAUUGGAAAACAAGGUUCCAAAUAAUUUUGGGGAUUGCUCGCGGAUUACAAUAUCUACAUGAGGAUUCACACCUAAGAAUUGUUCACAGAGAUAUCAAAGCAAGCAACAUCCUUCUUGAUGAUAAAUUCCAACCAAGGAUUGGAGAUUUUGGGCUGGCUAGGUUCUUCCCAGAAGACCAAGCUUACCUCAGCACUACAUUUGCUGGAACUUUAGGUUACACAGCUCCUGAGUAUGCUAUUAGAGGAGAAUUGUCUGAAAAGGCAGACAUAUACAGCUUUGGAGUGCUUGUCCUCGAAAUUAUUAGCUGCAGGAAGAACACAGAUCUAACUUUACCAUCAGAUAUGCAAUACCUCCCUGAAUAUGCGUGGAAAUUAUAUGAGAGGUCCAAUGUAAUUGAUCUAGUUGAUCCUAGAAUGCGAGAACAUGGGUUUGUGGAGAGAGAUGUUUUGCAAGCAAUCCAGGUAGCUUUCCUGUGUCUUCAACCUCAUGCAAACUUGAGGCCCCCCAUGUCAGAGAUUGUUGCCAUGUUAACGUACAAAGUUGAAAUGGUGAGAACACCUGUUAAGCCAACUUUCUUGGACAGGAGAAGUAGAAAAGAAAACAACCUAUCUUGGGAUACCAUAUCUGAGGUUUUCCCUUCUCCUUUACCAAGUGAGUCUCCUUCGUUAAGUCGACAAAAGAAGUGAGGUGGUUUCAUGUUUGACGGAAAUGAAAGAGUAGAAUUACAUAGA
This is a messenger RNA of Manihot esculenta (cassava), 1722 nucleotides long. RefSeq names its product putative serine/threonine-protein kinase. Gene Ontology annotation, molecular function: ATP binding; protein kinase activity. The record is from RefSeq and is a predicted model, not a curated record. The coding region runs from base 424 to 1677 and encodes 417 amino acids. Lineage: Eukaryota; Viridiplantae; Streptophyta; Magnoliopsida; Malpighiales; Euphorbiaceae. The transcript has 6 exons. Gene Ontology annotation, biological process: protein phosphorylation.